Mixia osmundae IAM 14324 is the source of this 1062-nucleotide messenger RNA. RefSeq lists its product as uncharacterized. The coding region runs from base 1 to 1062 and encodes 353 amino acids. Gene Ontology annotation, cellular component: ribose phosphate diphosphokinase complex; cytoplasm. Lineage: Eukaryota; Fungi; Basidiomycota; Mixiomycetes; Mixiales; Mixiaceae. The record is from RefSeq and is a predicted model, not a curated record. Gene Ontology annotation, biological process: ribonucleoside monophosphate biosynthetic process; 5-phosphoribose 1-diphosphate biosynthetic process; purine nucleotide biosynthetic process. The transcript has 7 exons. Gene Ontology annotation, molecular function: ribose phosphate diphosphokinase activity; magnesium ion binding.
AUGCACAACGGCAGCUCGAUCAAGCUCUUGACGGGUAACAGUCAUCCUGCCCUGGCACAGGCAGUCGCAGAAAGACUAGGACUACGGCUGUGUCAGUGUACGGUCAAGAAGUUCUCAGACAAUGAGACUUCGGUCAGUAUCGGCGAAUCCGUCAGAGAAGAGGAUGUCUACAUCCUCCAGACGGGCUUCAAUCCUACACCGAUAGCCUCAGACAAACCUGCUUCCUCACGACCCUCCUCGCCCAACUAUCUGCCCGCAGCAGAUCCGAACGACUUGCUCAUGGAGCUGCUCAUCCUCAUCUCAGCUUGCAAGACGGCUUCCGCCCGACGCAUCACCGCCGUCAUUCCUUGCUUUCCCUACUCGCGGAUGGACAGGAAGGACAGAUCGAGAGCGCCCAUCACGGCCAAAUUGGUCGCCAACAUGCUCCAAGUGGCAGGAUGCGAUCACGUCAUCACCAUGGAUCUGCACGCUUCUCAGAUCCAGGGCUUCUUCGAGAUUCCCGUCGAUAACUUGUGGACGGAACCCCUCAUGCUGAGCUACAUCAAGCUCAACGUACGCGAUUGGCAUAACAGCAUCAUCGUCAGUCCAGAUGCUGGCGGUGCGAAAAGAGCGACAACACUUGCAGAUAGACUGGGCGUAGACUUUGCCUUGAUCAACAGGACAAGAGCCCGGGGUCAGAAUGUAGAAAGCUCGUCUGACAAGAUGGAGGUCCUCGUGGGCGACAUAAAGGGGAAGAAUGCCAUCCUGAUCGACGACAUGCUCGACACGGGCGAGACGUUGCAACUUGCUACCCAGACACUCAAGAGCUCGGGGGCAAAGACGGUCUAUGCUAUCGUCACACAUGGUCUCUUGUCCGAGGACGCGCUAGACAUGAUCAUCCAGCUGCCGAUCGAGAAACUUGCAGUGACGGAUACGAUCUGCCAGCACGAGAAGACCAAGCGAGCGCUCGACAAGCUAGACACCAUGUCUGUCGCUCCUCUCAUCGCAGAAUCAAUCAGACGGACCCACAAUGGAGAAAGCUUGAGCUUACUCUGGAGCGAAGGCGGGGCAGCAGCAUUCUAG